AUGUGCAGUAUCUCAACAAGACUCGAUACUUUGAAUCGGCAGCUUAUGAUUAUUUCAAAAUUACAAAAUAUGGAUAAGGAAUUUGAUGUACAUCCACAUAUGACUCAUUGCAAGAAGCAACAGAUAGUCGAAGCUACACACGCGAAUACAACGUUGACGCAAGAGCGAGAUACUUUAAAAAAUAGAUUGGAAUCCUUGACAGAAGAUGAAUCUAAAAGGUGCGAAGAAGUUGAGCAAGAAGUAAAUAGAAUGAAAUGUGCAGUAAAAGUAAAAGAAAAUGCUUUAAACGAGGUAAAGGCAAAAUUCAUGGAUAUGAUCAUGGAACUUAUGAAUGUGAUUAAGAUACAAAAAAGAAGGAUAAGCGAAGUAACGGAUAUAUGUAAUAAUCAACAACAUGUAAUAUAUGAGAAAGACGAGCAAUUAUCUCAAAAAAUUACAGAAUUAUUAGAAGUACAAAAUAUGUUGUUGUCAAGUAAUAGCACCUGUAAAGAAAUGGAAGAGCAAGUAGAACAUUUAAGACAGUGCUUGUGUGAAGAAACAAGUGCUUGUGAUUGUUUGAAGCAGGAAUUAGAAGUGUUUAAAGAAAAUCAUUUAUCCAAGAUGAGAAUAAAAGAAAAGAUCGUAGAUGAGCAAAACAAAACUAUUUCAAGACAAAGAAAGUUAUUGCAUGAUAGCGAAAAAAUGGUCCAACAAGUGGCUUCCGAAUUUGAUCAACUUAAGGCAGAAUUGUGCGAAGAAAAGCAGAAAAAUAAAUUUCUGCAAAUAAAACUGGACAAGACCGAUAAUGAAUUAAGCAAUGCUUAUUUGUUGGAAUGUAAAAAGUGUAGAAUUUUGAAAUCUAAAAUAGAUUGUUUAAAGACAGAAAAACAAAGAGCUCUAACAAUUGCGAAAUUUGCUUACCAAAAAUUAAAUCAAUCCAUGAAAGAAUAUCAGAAGCAGCUCUUUUGUAAAGAGGAACAGUACAGACGCAUGACAUUAAUAGUCGACAAAAAAGAAAAGGAGAUAAGAUGUUUAAAGACACAAAUAUAUCAAAAUAGUUUAAAACCUAUUAAGGAAAUGAACAGUUGUACUCUAUAA
Colletes gigas is the source of this 1077-nucleotide messenger RNA. Its product is annotated as thyroid receptor-interacting protein 11-like. The record is from RefSeq and is a predicted model, not a curated record. NCBI's taxonomy places the organism in Eukaryota, Metazoa, Arthropoda, Insecta, Hymenoptera, Colletidae. Bases 1 to 1077 code for a protein of 358 amino acids. The transcript is spliced from 5 exons.